AAAAUCAAUGCAAGAAUCAGAGCAAUCAGAAAAAAAUAUGAUAGGUUCUCUGCUAGACGGUAAUUACAUUUCUUAUCUCAUUAGAGGAUGAGUCAGAAUGUUCAGAAUUCAGAUCUUCCAUCACUAAAUCCCAACAGCAUUCUCAAUCUGUAAACAUUACUCCCUAUUAAACCAUUUUAGCCUGUCAAAAGCUUCAAAGAUGUCAAAGAAAGUCCUCUUGUUCUUGAUGACGCAGGGUAUUAUGGUCAAUAUUAAAAAAAGUUAAUAAGAAUUUCCUUCCAAUGAUCCAAACAACUUUUAUUUUACUGUCUAACCAGCCUUCAUCCAACAAAGGUAACACUCCAUGAGUUACGAAUUCCACCAAUACAUGGUCUCUCAAUCUUCAAUCUAUUACCCUUAUCAAGAUGGAUACUUCUCAUAAAAACGAACCAAGAGAAUGCAAUCGUCCACAGAUUCAGAACAAACCAUUGUAAAUUUUCUAUUCCUAUUGUAGUCACAACAAUGCCAAGAUCAAUAUGCGUCCCUAAUUAUCCAAUAGUCCUUCAUUUAAGGGAACGACUUUUAGAGAGAUAAAAUAUUUAAAGCCUUGAUCGAUGAUUUACCACUCCUCUCUAAACACAAAUUUGGAAAUUAUGUCAUUCAGAAAAUUAUAGAGAACAGUAAUCAGAACCUCAGAACCCUCAUCUUUGAAUAACUUUACCCUAACCUCAUCGAAAUGUGCUAUGACAAAUUCGGAUGUCGAGUCAUCUAAAAAUUACUAGAGUUCAUUUAAAACCAUCAAAGAAUACAAUUAAUCUAAUCAAUCAAAAGCCAAGUGUUGAAUCUCAUCUUCGAUCAAUGUGGAAAUCAUGUAAUCCAAAAAAUCAUAGACUUGGCAUCCGACGCUGAGUUCAUAAUUGACAUCGUCACAAACAACGUUGAUCACAUCGUGUCUCAUCCCUAUGGAUGCAGAAUUGCUUAAAAAUGCCUGGAAAUAUUUCCCAACCAAAAGUUACAACAACUCUACAUAUCCCUUAUACCAUUGUGUGAGAGAUUACAAUUUUGUCAAUACGGAAACUACAUAGUACAGCACAUGAUCACCCAAGGGCCACCUAAAGGAUUUGAAGCAAUUGGGAAAUUCGUCAAAGCCAGAAUUCUGGAAGUCAGUUAAGAUAAAUAUGCCAGGUAUUUAUUUAGAUUGAAUUUCAUUAAGCAACGUGGCUUAGAAAUACAUAACAUUGGCAUCAGAUGAAGAUAUUGCAAACAUCUGCAAAAUCCUGAUGAAUAAUUGUGUACCACCAAUGUUACUAAUUUUAAUCAACAAUUAAUUUGGUAAUUAUGUGAUGCAAAACUUCUAUUCGAAAUGCAAUGACAAACAAAAAGAAUAAAUUCAGAUCUAAAUCAAUAAAUAUGAAGAACAUCAAUUCACUUAAUUUGGUAUUUUUAUUCCAUAACCCUAUCUCUAGGUAGACAUUUCUUAUAAUUUUUGGCUAGAUGUCAAUCUUGUUGA
Messenger RNA from Paramecium octaurelia, 1489 nucleotides. The record is from the annotation of a GenBank genome assembly. NCBI's taxonomy places the organism in Eukaryota, Ciliophora, Oligohymenophorea, Peniculida, Parameciidae.